GAUCUCCACAGUAUAUAGAAGCUUCACGUAAGUACUUUCAUCUCUACCAUACAUAUAAACGCUAACGUGCUUAACGUAAGUACCCUGACAACAAUACGCUGAUUUGUCAACUCGUUAGAAACGUAAUAUCCCUUUCAGGCCAGCUCGAGAUUUGGAAAGCUUCAAUGACAGCCAAGUAUAUAACUAAGAUGCAUAUAGCCACAGAAAUUUCAUUCUAGCAAUCGAAUAUUAAUGGAUCUCCUCCUUGAUCAGAUGAACUUAUAUGUCACAACUGGUUUAAUAUUCGCAAUAACAUUCGCUCUCUAUUUUUAUUAUUUUUCACAGAGAUGGAGAAGGAGCAGAUUACCAGCACCUCAAGCCAAGGGAGCAUGGCCUAUACUUGGCCACCUUCCGUUGCUAGGAGGAUCGACGCCUCCCCAAAUCAUCUUGGGAGCCAUGGCAGACAAGUAUGGUCCCCUUUUUACGGUGCGCCUCGGAGUCUAUCCAACUUUGGUGGUGAGCAGUAGUGAAGUGGCUAAGGAGUGCUUUACAAUCCAUGACAUGGCUGCGUCUUCGCGCCCCAAAAUGGCAGCUGUGGAACUCAUAGGCUACAACUACGCCAUGUUUGGAAUGGGGCCCUCCGGACCAUAUUGGCGAGAAGUGCGUAAACUAGCAACCUUGAAGCUGCUCUCCAACCGCCAGAUGCAGUUGCUUAAAGACAUUCGUGUCUCCGAGGUGGCUACCUUCCUGAAAGAAUUGUUCAAAUGUACAGAUCAUAAUCAUGUAGAUUUGGUGGAGUUGAAACAAUGGUUUGGGGACUUGACUCUUAACGUUACACUUAGAAUGGUAGCUGGAAAACGCUACUCGUUCAUUAGUGAUUCCGCCAGUGAGGAUGAGAAGAAAGAAGCACGGCGCGUGCAGGAUGCAGUGAGGAAGUUCUUUUACUUUGCUGGGGUGUUUAUGGUGGGCGAUUUGGUUCCUUACCUUCGGUGGUUGGAUUUAGGUGGUCAUGAAAAGGCCAUGAAGAAAACUGCAAAAGAAAUCGACGCUAUCAUUGAGGAGUGGUUACAAGAGCAUAAACAAAGGAGAAGAGCCGGUGACACCGGAGAGCAUGACUUCAUGGACGCCAUGCUUACUGAGCUUCAAGGUGCAGACCUUGGCGGUUACGAAGCGGAUACAGUCAACAAAGCCACAUGCUUGAAUAUGAUUUUAGGAGGCAGCGAUACCACCAUGGUUACAUUGAUAUGGGCAAUAUCUCUAUUAUUGAAUAAUCGUCAUGUAUUGAAACAAGCUCAAGAUGAGUUGGAUGCAGAAGUCGGCAGAGAAAGAUUUGUGACCGAGUCGGAUACAGGCAAGCUGGUUUAUAUCCAAGCCAUAGUGAAAGAAACGCUGCGUUUAUACCCUGCAGUACCAUUAUCAGCACAGCAUGAGUUCACUGAGGACUCCACAGUGAAUGGCUAUCAUGUCCAAAAGGGCACCCGCUUGAUCACGAACCUUUGGAAGAUUCAAACCAACCCACAAAUGUGGCCCGACCCAUUAGAGUUCAAACCGGAGAGAUUUCUCACCACCCACAAGAACAUUGAUGUUAGGGGUCAUCAUUUUGAACUAAUCCCUUUCGGAAGUGGUAGAAGAUCUUGUCCUGGGAUAUCGUUUGCUCUUCAGAUGGUAUCAUUUGCUUUAGCUAGCUUUUUACAUGCAUUCGAAGUUUCAACACCAUCAAAUGAGCUUGUUGAUAUGUCUGAGAGUUUUGGACUUACAAAUGUUAAGGCCACCCCUCUAAACGUCCUAAUCAAACCUCGCUUGUGUUCUAAACUUUAUGAAUAAACGAGUUGAGUGAUUACGA
This is a messenger RNA of Fragaria vesca subsp. vesca, 1822 nucleotides long. Its product is annotated as cytochrome P450 82A3-like. The transcript has 2 exons. Gene Ontology annotation, biological process: defense response to other organism. Lineage: Eukaryota; Viridiplantae; Streptophyta; Magnoliopsida; Rosales; Rosaceae. Gene Ontology annotation, molecular function: heme binding; iron ion binding; oxidoreductase activity, acting on paired donors, with incorporation or reduction of molecular oxygen. Bases 232 to 1803 code for a protein of 523 amino acids. The record is from RefSeq and is a predicted model, not a curated record.